Molecule: messenger RNA, 552 nt
Organism: Otolemur garnettii (small-eared galago)
Lineage: Eukaryota; Metazoa; Chordata; Mammalia; Primates; Galagidae
Gene: RHEBL1
Product: RHEB like 1
Exons: 8
Coding region: 1-552 (183 amino acids)
Biological process (GO): small GTPase-mediated signal transduction
Cellular component (GO): plasma membrane
Molecular function (GO): GDP binding; GTP binding; GTPase activity
Source: RefSeq, a predicted model, not a curated record
AUGCCGCUGGUCCGCUAUAGGAAGGUGGUCAUCCUUGGAUACCGCUCAGUAGGGAAGACAUCUUUGGCACAUCAGUUUGUGGAAGGCAAGUUCUUGGAAGGCUAUGACCCCACAGUGGAGAAUACUUACAGCAAGAUAGUGACUCUUGGCAAAGAUGAGUUUCACCUACACCUGGUGGACACAGCAGGGCAGGACGAGUACAGCAUUCUGCCCUAUUCAUUCAUCAUUGGAGUCCAUGGUUAUGUGCUUGUGUAUUCUGUCACCUCUCUGCAUAGCUUCCAAGUCAUUGAGAGUCUGUACCAGAAGCUAUACGAAGGCCACGGCAAAACCCGGCUACCAGUGGUGCUAGUGGGGAACAAGGCAGAUCUCUCUCUGGACAGAGAGGUUCAGGCAGUUGAAGGGAAGAGGCUGGCAGAGUCCUGGGGUGCAACAUUUAUGGAGUCAUCUGCUCGAGAGAAUCAGGUGACUCAAGACAUCUUCACCAAAGUUAUCCAGGAGAUUGCCCGUGUGGAGAAUUCCUAUGGGCAAGAACGUCGCUGCUAUGUGAUGUGA